UAAAUAAGGUCAGUGUUAUAAUACCGGGCAGUUCGCCGCUUGAAUUAUAUAGCCGUCCCGAUGGAUGGUUACCACGGCAACCGGUGCACUACAGGAUGUUAUCACAUUCCACAAUGAGGUCAUGUGAUCACCGGGAACCGUAGUUACUCUGCAGUGUAUCGGUCGGCGUAGCUGUUUACAUUACGUAACCGGAGUUACCUCGACGCCUGCGGCAGCGGGCUUUUGUAAGAGCCAAAGUCGGGGACACAGCAGGCACAACGGACCAUUGUUUACAGGCCAAGUGGUGUGGAUUCAGCACAUAUUGACUGACAUCGGACUGUUUCGCUUGUGAAAUAUUUUAACCUGUACGUACAGAGGUCUGAAUUGCAUGUGGAUGCUGAGCUGAGAAUUAAACUUCCAAAGUCGUUGAAUUAAAUUAUUUGAAGUGAUCAUAGGCAAGUCAACAGGUGGUGUUCCAACUCAAGAUCAACACGUGGACUGGUCAACUAAGGUCAACACCCAGACAGCUCAAAGUCAACACAGAGACUGGUCAACUCAAGGACAACUAUAUGACACCCAUAGGUUGAACAAGUUUCUAGGUCAUAUAGGAGGUAGACAACUUGAGGUCAACACUGGGGCUGGACAACAUGUUGGUCAUAACAGACAGUUGCAAUGUUUGUUUGCUCUGCUUUCAGUAGAACAAGACCCUGAUGAACAAAACAAUAUACAGGCAGCAUGCAGGUUCACAUCAAAAGAGAGCGAAAUGACGACAAGUAUUCUGCAUGUGAAGCAGUAUCGGCUGCCCCACAAAAUGGUCUUGUGUCAACUCCUCAACAAAUUGGGGGUCAACAAAAUGGCUUUCCUUAUAACCGACUUCCCCCUCCCCUGAUAGAGGCUUCACAGGUGCCAGGGCUGAACAAUCAGUUUCUCCAGAAUGGCACGGUUGCUAAUCAGGUGCCAGGCCAACAAGGACCUCAGCAGGAGAAAUUGGCUGAACCAGUCAAACAAAAAGUGCCAGAAACACAAAUUGAUUAUCCGAGCUUUAAGGGAAUGUUCGGAUGGACAACAAUCGAUGGCGUUAACGUGCCUUAUAUCUUCCGAAAGGAUAGAAAGUUUAUGUCUGUCAGAGUGGUUGAACAGAAAUUGUUAAGUCGCUAUCCGAACUCCUAUCCCGAUGAACUGGGCAAACACCAGCCUCUUACCAGUUACUUUAUUACUACGCACGAGGCAAAGCUCCUCAACGAGAUCAACAUUGUGCAUUGUGGAGGAGAGUUUGGCCAAAAGGAAUUCAACACCAAAGAUUUGAUAGUGUUAUUGGAAGACUUCUGUGAUUUCCACAAUCUUGUGAAAAAAACAUUUCCCGAGCACAUCGUAAAUACACCUCCGCAACACCAGAUCAACCAGGCAAUGGUCAAGGAGAGCAGAAGCCAGGUCUGUGGCUGGAUACAGGUCAACAAUACUGUCACUCCUUACAUCAACAAGAACAAUGACAAAUACGUGCCGCUGUUGGUGAUGAAACAUGCUGCCUCUCUGAACGUCCCUGCACAAGGUAUACUCCCUGAACCCGAGGAAUGCAAUCAGUUAAAUAAAGCCUGUAAACAGGUGGGUUUUAGUUUCUCAUUCUCGAAGACGACCAGAGUGGUGUCCCUUAGUGAAGUCAUGAAGCAUUUCCCUAUUACAGUUAUCAAUUUACCAUCAGACAAUCCGCUAGAGUAUGCUCAGUAUGUUGAGGUGCCUGCCAUGCCUCAGCAAAACCUACACUCACUAGCCAACAUGCAACAACAACAGCAGCAACAACAACAACAACAACAACAACAACAACAGCAGCAGCAACAGGUGGAUACAAGACCUCACCUCAACCCUGCCUAUCAAAACCUGCAAUCAGCCAAGGAGGCUGGGCAGACACAGUACAUGCAAGCCCAGAUGACUCCGGACAGGUUCCCACCUCCUCCCAGGGGGCAAGGUCCUCCUGGAGGGAUCCAUCCUGCCUUCAUGGAUCCUCGGUACAUGUUUUCAUACAAUAGAUUUCCAUACAAUGUUUACAAUGUGCCAAGCGGUCCCCCCAAUGUAACUGUUAACCCCAUGUCUAAUGGUUUUGGUGGGGGUCAGAUGCCUAUGCCUCCUCCGCCUUACCAACAUAACCAACAGAUGAAUGGUCAAGUGAGAUCACCACGGGCAGUAAUAGGUCAACAGAAAGGACCUUCACCUUCCCGGAGUUCUAGUGCCAGCAGCACUGGGAGUGGAGGUCCAGUGCAACAGAGACCACCAAGUACCAAUCGGUCUUCCUCAUCACCGUGGCACGACCAAGCAAGCAAGCCGCAAACGUCUCCAGGUAGGGGAAAGAUGCCAUACUCUCGCUCAUCAAACAUAUCACAACAACAAUCACAACACCAGCAAAUGAAUCAUGGGCAGCCUAUGUCCACACAGCCAUCGUCUAAUCAUGCUAGAGUGGUGCCACCCGGGGCACAUAUGCAAUCAAACUUAACGGGUCAGUCACCACACAGGGUCUCUGGCACUCCUAAUCCAAGUCAUAAUGGCGGUGUGCCCCCAGGCCAACAUAUCCCUCCUCCUCCCCUUAUGUCAGGCCCACACACCCUAGGACCCACGGGCAGUGUCACACGUACCUCUCCACAGUCUUGUCCUCCACUGAUCUCUUCUGCCAACAACGGCCUUCCUAACAAUAGGUUGAGACAUAGUAGUGGAACAUCAUCAGUGAUAGACCAACAGACUCCACUCCAAAAUGGAGCCAAGUCCCCCUCAGCCCAGGUGGUGUCUCCAGUGUCGGGAGUACAGACUGGGCAGGGAAAGGCAGGUGAAAACAGUGCUCCAAAACCAGAAGUGCCUUCCCUGACAGAAUGUAUUAAGGGAGUGUGGCUAGGUGGCAAAAGCAUAUCUUGUAUGCAUCUCAAUGGACCAAAGCGCACAGGCAAGUUCUGUCUGGUGGAGGCGGUGUGUAAGCUUUACUUCAAUGGUUGUAGUGUCAAUGAGUUUCUCUUCGCGUUGGAAAAUGUGUUGAGUGUUCCUCUUGUGACUUGUACAGAUGAAGAAGAAAAAGCUUUUAUUCAUUACUAUAGUUUACCUGUUACUGUGUUAAAAUGCAACAAAAUGAUUGACUUUGAUGACUUGGAAAAGUUCUUCCCUCAGCUGACAUAUGUAUUCAGAGGGAAAAUAGGAUCAACAGAACCGCACAAGACGCUCUCCCAAAAUGGAGGUGCUCAGACUCUAUCACCAGAUAAAAUAAACAAUGGAACUGCCACUGCUAAACAUUAUGAAAACCAAAAUGGUGACCACACUUCUCAACAGAGGAAGAGGGCCAACUCGAGUAUGCUUCAAGGCCAAUCAAAGGUGCCGUGUCGACGUCUUGACGAAGCAGUGAGGAAACUCCACAGUCAACAAAAGAUUAAUGACAAUGAUGCAACAUUGGAGGACGGUAACAGUGAAACCACUGGAGGAUCAGUCAUCAUUUUAGACUAGGACUACCACCAGUCAUCAGUGAGACAACUGGAGGAUCAGCCAUCGUCCUACAUGAGGACUACCAACAGUCAUCAGUGAGACAACUGGAGGAUCAGCCAUCGUCCUACAUGAGGACUACCAACAGUCAUCAGUGAGACAACUGGAGGAUCAGCCAUCGUCCUACAUGAGGACUACCAACAGUCAUCAGUGAGACAACUGGAGGAUCAGCCAUCGUCCUACAUGAGGACUACCAACAGUCAUCAGUGAGACAACUGGAGGAUCAGCCAUCGUCCUACAUGAGGACUACCAACAGUCAUCAGUGAGACAACUGGAGGAUCAGCCAUCGUCCUACAUGAGGACUACCAACAGUCAUCAGUGAGACAACUGGAGGAUCAGCCAUCGUCCUACAUGAGGACUACCAACAGUCAUCAGUGAGACAACUGGAGGAUCAGCCAUCGUCCUACAUGAGGACUACCAACAGUCAUCAGUGAGACAAAUGGAGGACUGGUCAUUGUCCUAGACUAGUAUUAGUGAGACAAUUGGAGGAUCAGUCAUCAUCCUAUAUUAGGACUACCACCAGUCAUCAGUGAGACAAAUGAAGGACUGGUCAUUGUCCUAGACUAGUAUUAGAGAGCAACUGGAUGAUCAGCCAUCGUCCUAGGCCAGGACUACCACCAGUCAUCAGUGAGACAACCAUAGGAUCAGUCAUAAUCCUAGACCAGGACUACCACCAGUCAUUAGUGAGACAACCAUAGGAUCAGUCAUAAUCCUAGGCCAGGACUACCACCAGUCAUCAGUG
Molecule: messenger RNA, 4231 nt
Organism: Mizuhopecten yessoensis (Yesso scallop)
Lineage: Eukaryota; Metazoa; Mollusca; Bivalvia; Pectinida; Pectinidae
Exons: 4
Coding region: 715-3453 (912 amino acids)
Source: RefSeq, a predicted model, not a curated record